Messenger RNA from Gastrolobium bilobum, 3191 nucleotides. RefSeq names its product protein ROLLING AND ERECT LEAF 2-like. The coding region runs from base 525 to 2855 and encodes 776 amino acids. Lineage: Eukaryota; Viridiplantae; Streptophyta; Magnoliopsida; Fabales; Fabaceae. The transcript is spliced from 5 exons. The record is from RefSeq and is a predicted model, not a curated record.
UGUUCCUGCUAUAUGAACUGCUUUUGGGUUCGAUCCAAACUUUUUCUAGUUGCUGAAAAUUUUUCCACUUUCUGUAACCGAUUUUUGCAGUUGCGUUGUCUAUCCCUCCCUUGAAAUUUCUCUCCUCUGUGAAAUUCCAUUGCUUUCUGAUUCUCCUAGUGCUGUGCCCUCGCAUUGCGUUUUCAAAAUUUUCUUUUGCCAUUAAGUUUUUGAAGUUUCAACUAGCUUGCCAAUAUCUAUUGGGAAAGUGGAUAUUCUUUUUCUUUGAUUGUUUCUGGUUUUCCUUCAGCAAUUGUGGGUGUUGUUUGCUGCAGCAAUGGUUUCGUUAGCAUUGUUUUCUUCAGCUUGUUCCUCAGAUGCAUUUCUGUUUGCUAGUGAUUUUUAUAAUGUGUUUACAAUCUUUUUACUAAUUCCUUUAUUAUUUAUCUAAUAUUUUUUCAUGGUGAAUGAUUUUGCAUAUAUAGAAUUCCAAGUCCUGGAUCUCCAUAAAGGGAAAGCCAAAGCCAAAGCUGGAUUUUGGAUAAAUGGGGUCUUCAAGCUCUAAAAUGGAGGAUGACAAGGCACUGCAAUUGUGCCGUGAAAGGAAGAAGUUUGUUAGGCAAGCACUUGAUGGUCGUUGCUCACUAGCAGCUGCUCAUGUUUCAUAUGUUCAGUCACUGAAAAAUACAGGAACAGCUCUAAGAAAAUUCACUGAACCUGAAGCACCAAAUGAGUCUUCCUUAUACACUUCCACUAAUGCAACACAAGAGCCACUGGCUCUUACUGAGAAGAACCUUUCACAGUUCUCAUUCUCUUCACCAUCUGUGUCACAACGCUUAGAUUCAGCUGAACCUGAAACCUUCUCUCCAACUUCAUCCCCUCCUAGUUCUAGUAAGUUCCAAGCAAAUCAUAUGAAACUCAGCAGUAUUUCUUCCAAAAAAAUUGAAGAAAAAGUUCCCGUACCUGUUAUAGGAACAGUAACAUCAUCAAGUACUCCACAAAAUGCUGCUGGAAUGUCUAAAACAUCAGCAUUUGAAGAUGAUUCUCUUCCAGCUGGAACUCCACAGUGGGAUUUCUUUGGCAUUUUUCAUCCCAUGGACAAAUUUUCUUUCCAAGAAGUGAAGGGCUUGGAGAAUGCUGAUGAUAUAAAACGACUGAGGGAGGAUGAAGGAAUUCCUGAGUUGGAAAACGAUGAAGAUAAGGUUUCAACUCAUAGAAGGGAAGGCUCUCGGGAUUCUGAAGAUGAAUUUGAUGAGGAGCCUGCUGCAGAAACUCUAGUCCAAAGAUUUGAAAAUCUAAAUAGAGCUAAUAAUCAUGUUCAAGCAAAUAUUUUACCUGCCACAACUAAGCAUCUAACAGGGGAUUCAGCUUCUGAAGUUGAGUUAGUAAAUGGGGAGAAGGGAAACUCUCCUAAUUUACCCUCAUUGAAGACAGCACCUAUGGUACCUUUGCUUCCACCUGAAACAAAUAAAUCAAUGGCGAGAGAAAAUCAUAGUGAUAGUGAAAAUAAAGUCGCCCCUAAGAAUUUCUUUGCAAGCAUGAAGGAUAUUGAACUUCUGUUUAUUAAAGCUUCUGAAUCUGGUAAAGAGGUUCCAAGGAUGCUUGAAGCAAAUAAAUUUCACUUUCGUCCAAUAUUCCCAGCAAAAGAGAAUGGUUCCUUGGUAUCCUCGUUUUUUAAGGCAUGUUUCUCAUGUGGGGAAGACCCAAGUCAAGUUCCAGAAGAACCUGCUCAAGACUCGGUUAAGUACUUAACUUGGCAUAGGACGGCAUCAUCUCGAUCCUCUUCAUCUAGAAACCCCUUGGGAGCAAACUCUAUAGAUGAUUUACAGGACCUUACAAACAAUCUCUUUGAUAAUUCCUGUAUGAUCUCCGGAAGCCAUGCAUCAACCUUGGAUAGGCUAUAUGCUUGGGAAAGGAAGCUCUAUGAUGAAGUGAAGGCUAGUGAGAUUGUCAGAAAGGAAUAUGACAUAAAGUGUAAAAUGUUAAGGCACCUGGAAUCAAAGGGACAAAAGGCCUCCACUAUUGAUAAAACGCGUGCUACGGUCAAGAAUCUGCACUCAAGAAUCAGAGUUGCAAUUCACAGGAUAGACUCUAUAUCAACGAGGAUUGAGGAGUUGCGGGACAAAGAGCUUCAGCCACAACUUGAGGAGUUGAUCGAAGGGUUAAAUCGGAUGUGGGAAGUGAUGUAUGAAUGCCACAAGCUUCAGUUUCAGAUCAUGUCAGCAGCAUAUAACAACAGCCAUGCUAGAAUCACCAUGCAUUCUGAAGUACGCAGGCAGAUUACUACCUAUCUUGAAAAUGAACUCCACUUUCUAUCAUCAAGCAUUACCAAGUGGUUUGGAGCUCAGAAAUCCUAUCUGGAGGCUAUAAAUGGAUGGCUUUACAAAUGUGUUCCUCCUCAAAAGAAAUCAUCCAAGAGAAAAAGGAGGCCACAAUCUGAAAUCACGAGAUAUUAUGGCCCUCCAAUAUAUACCACAUGUGAUGUCUGGUUGGAAAAGCUUGGUACAUUACCUGUCAAGGAUGUUGCGGAUUCUAUUAAGAGUUUAGCAGCUGAUACUGCCCGGUUCUUACCGCAUCAAGACAAGAACCAGGGAAAAGGUGCUGAUCCUCAUAUGUCAAUUUGGACAGCUGAUAUUGUUGGUGAAUCAUCAGAUAGUUUAUUGAGAGAUGACACCUCAGAGGACUGGGUUGCAGGUUUUGAUCGAUUUCGAGCAAGCUUGAUUAGAUUUCUUGGUCAAUUAAAUAAUUUGUCUGGUUCUUCUGUCAAAAUGUACAAAGAACUUAGACAAGCCAUUCAGGAUGCUAAGAGUAAUUACCAUCGAUGGAGUUCUCAGUCUCAAAAUGGUAAUUUGAAUUCUCAAUCUCAAGUGGUUUAAUCUAAAAAUAGACAUCCAAAUUCCAAACAAUAAGAAAAGGAUCGCAUGAAACGUUGUUGAGUGGCAGAAUAAUAGCUUUGUGCUGAGCAUACAAGUCCACUGGAUGGAGCAUUUCUGCAUUUGUACAUGAAAGGAUGUAAUAAAGUCAUUACUGAUUUUCCAUACUUAAUUUUUGUUAGUUUAGUCCUUUUAAGAAUAAAUGGGAGCUGAUAGAUUGCUUUGGUGAGGUUGUGACUGGGUGUUACAGAUUCGGUAAGAGCUGUAAGUACAGUUCUGUAGUGAAGAAAUUUGGCUGCAAAUACAGAACUUGUAUAAUGCUAUUUUUUUAAACAAAGG